AUGCGAUCUUUGAACCCUAGCGGGCGAGAGAUGGAAAAAAGGAUCGAUCAGUCAGACUAUGAAGAAGACAUUCUGGAGACAGAAGAAUUGUAUCAUUCAGAGGAAGAGGCCCAGGGUGGCUCCCGUCGUGAGUACAGUGCCUCAGGCGCUAACGCCAUAUGGUGCAAGGUCUUCCCGUCCACAUUGACAGGCAUAGCCCAGACUUGGUUCAAAAGUUUAAAGCCAGGUAGCAUCUCUAGCUUCUCCCAGUUGUCGUCCACAUUCAGUACUCACUUUGUCAGUAAUAGGCGCCGCGAGCGUACUACGGGAGAAUUAUUGUCUGUCAAACAGGGGGCAAAUGAAAGUUUAAGGGACUAUAUCGGUCGCUUUAAUGUUGAAGCCGUUUCAAUUCCACGCUUACAGCAAGAUGUAGCGGUGCUAGCCUUGAUGACUGGCCUCAAGGAGGGGUCACCAUUUCGAAAUUAUCUGGGUCGUAAAUCUUACACCACUCUGGGUCCCGUCCUGGGUAAAGCAAAUGAUUAUAUCAGAGGGGAAGAGUUUGACAAAGCUGUGGGUAACCGUGAAUCUGAGAAGAAAGAGGACAAGCAAAAGAAAGAUAAGGGCCGUGAAUCUGAUCGCGCCCGAGACGAUAGACGACAAGAGUCGCAUAUGGUAAAAAGAGGAGAUGAACGAGAAAGGGAUGGCGAAAGAUAUGACCGCGAUCGUAGGGAUCGUGAGAGGAAUGUUCGGGAAGGAGGUGAGCGCAGAGACAGAUUUGACGCGUACACCCAGCUGACUACCUCAAGAAGUCAGAUCUUUUUGAAGAACAAGGAUAGCGACAAAUGGCAGCGUCCUAAACCUAUGUUCCACAAAAAUCGUGAUAAAAGCAAAUGGUGUGAUUUCCAUGGGGAUCACGGCCAUGUCACGGAAGAUUGUCGUCACUUGAAAGACAAUCUAGAAGAUUUGUUGAGAAGGGGCUAUUUCAGCCAAUAUAAAGCACAGACGAAAGAAGGAGAUCUGGUGAAACCAGUCAACAAAAACGUUCAAUCAAGGAUAAGUGAAAUUCACGUCAUCAGUGGCGGGCCUAUUCAUGGAGGUAGUGUGAAUGGAGCCAAAGCCAGCCUGAAGGAAUUCAGGCACCAAGUCAAUUUCAAUGAGAGCAUGAAGUGGAGGCAUCCGCCAGCCAUGCCGGCAAUGACUUUCACGCUGAAAGACGCAGAGCAUGUGGUCUUCCCUCAUGAUGACCCUUGGUGGUCACUCUAA
This is a messenger RNA of Beta vulgaris subsp. vulgaris (sugar beet), 1242 nucleotides long. RefSeq lists its product as uncharacterized. NCBI's taxonomy places the organism in Eukaryota, Viridiplantae, Streptophyta, Magnoliopsida, Caryophyllales, Amaranthaceae. The record is from RefSeq and is a predicted model, not a curated record. The transcript is spliced from 2 exons. Bases 1 to 1242 code for a protein of 413 amino acids.